This is a messenger RNA of Trachemys scripta elegans, 1581 nucleotides long. It is a transcript of the gene DCT, whose product is annotated as dopachrome tautomerase. Gene Ontology annotation, biological process: developmental pigmentation; melanin biosynthetic process from tyrosine; positive regulation of neuroblast proliferation. Bases 1 to 1581 code for a protein of 526 amino acids. NCBI's taxonomy places the organism in Eukaryota, Metazoa, Chordata, Testudines, Emydidae. Gene Ontology annotation, molecular function: dopachrome isomerase activity; oxidoreductase activity. Gene Ontology annotation, cellular component: melanosome. The record is from RefSeq and is a predicted model, not a curated record. The transcript is spliced from 8 exons.
AUGACCUCCCAGCUGCAGUGGGUGAGAUGGCUCUGCUCUGCUUUCCUGGGCUACCUGAGCUGCUGCUGCGCUCCGCAGGCUGAGGCGCAGUUCCCCCGCGUCUGCAUGACAGUAGAGGCGCUGCUGGCCAAGCGCUGCUGCCCAGCCUUGGGGCAAGAGCCAGGCAAUGUGUGUGGCUCCCAGCAGGGCAGGGGAUCAUGCAGGGAGGUGCAGGUGGACACCAGGCCAUGGAGCGGCCCGUACACCCUCCGCAACGUGGAUGACCGGGAACGAUGGCCCCUGAAGUUCUUCAAUCAGAGCUGCCAGUGCACAGGAAACUUUGCUGGCUAUAACUGUGGUGACUGCAAGUUUGGCUGGACUGGCCCCAGCUGUGAUGAAAGGAAGCCACUUCUUGUCCGGAAAAAUGUCCAUGCGUUGACUGCAGCGGAGAAAGAACAGUUCUUAGAUGCUUUAGACCGUGCAAAGAAUACCACUCACCCAGACUAUGUGAUUGCUACACAGCACUGGCUGAGUCUCCUUGGGCCCAAUGGAACUGAACCACAAGUUACAAACUGCAGUAUUUAUAACUGCUUUGUGUGGCUUCAUUACUACUCAGUCAGGGACACCCUAUUAGGACCUGGCCGCCCAUUCACCGCUAUAGAUUUCUCCCACCAAGGACCUGCCUUUGUUACUUGGCAUAGGUACCAUUUGCUGCUGCUGGAAAGAGAUCUCCAGAGACUGAUUGGCAAUGAAUCCUUUGCAUUGCCCUAUUGGAAUUUUGCCACAGGUAGAAAUGAGUGCGAUGUGUGCACAGAUCAGCUUUUUGGAGCAUCAAGACCAGAAGAUCCAAGCCUAAUAAGUCAGAAUUCAAGGUUCUCACGCUGGGCAAUAGUGUGCAAUAGCUUGGAUGAUUACAACCGUCUGGUUACACUGUGUAAUGGGACUAAUGAAGGGAUUCUACGGAGGAACCCACAAGGGAAGUCUGGCGAGCAGCUGCCAACCAUGGAAGAUAUCCAGAACUGCCUUUCACUUCAAGAGUUUGAUAAUCCUCCUUUUUUCCGGAAUUCUAAUUUCAGCUUCAGGAAUUCCCUGGAAGGGUUUGGUAAACCAGAUGGAACUUUUGUCUCCCCAGUGGUGAGCCUGCAUAACUUGGUUCACUCUUUCCUGAAUGGAACCAGCGCUUCCCCUCAUGCUGCAGCCAAUGAUCCAAUUUUUGUGGUCCUUCAUUCUUUUACGGAUGCCAUCUUUGAUGAGUGGAUGAAACAAUUUAACCCCUCUGACAAUGCUUGGCCUCUAGAGCUGGCCCCUAUUGGGCACAACAGGAUGUUCAACAUGGUCCCUUUCUUCCCUCCUGUGACCAACGCUCAACUCUUUCGAGCUGCAGAACAACUUGGCUACAGCUAUGCCAUUGACCUGCCAGAUUCACUUGAAGAAACACAUGCUUGGGCUAUUACGGUUGGAUCCACUAUUGGAGGAGCACUGAUAGCUUCAGUUGUACUAAUUAUGCUGCUUGCACUCUUUCAGCACAGAAGAAACAGAAAAGGUUUUGAACCACUGAUGAAUGCAAGAUUCAGCAAAAAAAAUUAUACAGAAGAGGCCUAG